This is a messenger RNA of Carya illinoinensis, 3735 nucleotides long. Its product is annotated as receptor-like protein 14. The transcript has 8 exons. The record is from RefSeq and is a predicted model, not a curated record. Lineage: Eukaryota; Viridiplantae; Streptophyta; Magnoliopsida; Fagales; Juglandaceae. Bases 310 to 1023 code for a protein of 237 amino acids. Gene Ontology annotation, molecular function: protein binding.
UGCUCUCACUAUUAUAUAUAUCAGUAGAAAAAUAGAGAAAAUAAGAGUGAGUAUUUUAUGCCAACAAAAAACAAGCUGAUUAAUUAACAAGACAUCAUGAAUCAAGGUGUGCGACAAUGUUUUCCAGUCAGGAGGCCUUGGUCUUUGGUGAAGUGUUUGAUGUGGGCGUUAGUAAUUUUUGUGCAAAUCCAUGAGCACAAAUGUUGCUUGGAGGAAGAGAGGAUUGGUCUGUUACGACUGAAGGCGUUUCUGAAAUCCCAUUAUCACAUUGGCCAUCGUCUUCCCUCCUGAAUUGAAGACGCAGAUCAAAUGAGCAGUGACUGUUGUGAUUGGGAGCGAGUCUUGUGCAACUCCACCACGGGUCAUGUCAUUGAACUCUUGCUCCAUGAUAUGAAGCAACAGUACUAUUAUAAUGGUUUCUACUGGACAACAGGCACAAUUCACGAGAAGCAUAAUUGGUUGCUAAAUGUUUCCCUAUUUCAGCCUUUUAAGGAGCUAACAAGUCUUGAUUUGUCCAGCAAUAAAAUUGGUGGUUGCAUAGCUCAUGAAGGUUUUGAAAGGCUAGCUGUAUUGAGAAGGUUGGAGGUAUUGAACCUCGCUAAUAAUUACUUUGAAGAUAGCAUUUUCCCAUCCCUAUCUCAACUUUCAUCCCUUACCACAUUGGUUCUUGUGGGUAAUGAUCGUUUGGGAAAUUGGACAACAGCUGCAGGUUCUAAAAGCUUGUCAAGGUUAGACAACCUGGAGACAUUAGAUAUUAGUUGGACUAAUUUCAGCAAGAGCGCCAUAUCGUCGUUGAGUACUGCAGUCAAAUCAUCAUCCCUUAGGAAUCUGAAUCUUGCUGGACUUUGGAUGGAAGGACCUUUACCUGCCCAAGAAUUAUCGGCGUUUGAAAACUUGGAGAGGUUGGAUUUAAGUGACAAUUGGCUUACGGAGUACGGCUUAACACCCAAAGAAUUCCAUGGUUUGUCUAAACUGAGCAAGCUAAAGCACAAGUUGGAAUUCAUUCCGGAAUCAAAUUUUUAAAGUUUUGGGCGCCCAGCUUCCAGCCCUCGAGUCUUUGGACCUAAGUUUCAACUUAAUCCAUGGGCCUCUUUCUAUCAAAGAAUUCCAUGGUUUGUCUAAACUGAGCAAGCUAAAGCACUUAGAUUUAAGUUACAACGUAAUCGAAGGGCCUCUUUCUAUCAAAGAUUUGGCAAAUUUAAGAAGGCUGGAGAUUUUAGAUAUGCGUGAAAAUCGCUUGAAUGGGAGUAUUUCUCCAUAUAUUGGAGCACUAUCUUCAGCGAAGGCUAUAUCGUUAUCUGACAAUUAUUUCAAUGGAGAUUUCCCUACUCAAGAUUUGUGCAAAUUGAAGAAACUUGAAGAGUUGGAUAUUUCUUACAAUGACUUUGAAGGUAUCCUGCCUCGAUGCAUAAACAAUAUAUCAUCACUAAGAGUGUUGGAUAUAUCUGGUAACCAUUUCAUUGGAAAGUUGUCUUCAUCUCUGGUAGCCAGCUUGAAUCCCACAACGAUUGAGUAUAUUGAUCUUAGUCAUAAUCUCUUUGAGGGUCUGUUCUCAUUCAGCUCAUUCGCUAAUCAUUCCAAGCUUAAGGUGGUUCGAAUUAUGAGUGAAAACAGCAAACUUGUGAUUGAAACUGAAAAUCCAUUGGGUUGGACCCCAUUAUUUCAGUUAACGGCCCUAGCAUUGCAGAAUUGUAAUCUAAACAAGCUAACUGGAAAUAUCCCCAAGUUUCUCUUUGAUCAGUACAGUUUGGAAAAAGUUGAUUUCUCUCACAACAAGUUGAAAGGAAGCUUCCCGUUGUGGUUGCUAGAAAACAAUACAAGGAUACUACAGCUAAAUCUUAGAAAUAAUUCUUUUGAGGGUCGAUUUUAUUUACAACCAGAGCACCAUAUUAAUGUUUCUUUGAUAGAUGUCUCAGGAAAUCACUUCGAUGGGCGACUUCAAGAAAAUAUUGGAAAGAUAAUGCCAUAUUUACAUUGGCUAAAUAUUUCCCAAAAUCAUUUUGAAGGUGAUUUUCCAUCCUCAAUUGGUGACAUGAGUUAUUUGCAAGUAUUGGAUUUGUCCUUUAAUAGAUUCUCAGGGAAGGUGCCAACAGAAUUGGUUUCCAAAUGUACCUCCUUGAAAACUUUGAAUUUACGCAAUAACAACUUUUAGGGUGAAAUCUUCUCGAAGCAUUUCAAGUUGUCAGCCUUAUUGAUGCUUCAAUUGAACAGCAAUCAGUUCACAGGUACUCUAUCUAGCGUAUCAUCAACUCUUACAAGCUUGUAUCUGUUUGAUAUUGGGAACAACAACAUGUCAGGUACAAUUCCCAGUUGGAUAAGAAAUAUAAUGGGGUUAGGGGGAGGAGCUCUUAUCAUGAGUAAUAAUUCUUUUGAGGGUCACAUUCCCUGUGUAAUUAAUCCAAUGGAUUUAAUAGAUCUUUCUCAUAACUCACUUGCGGGACCUUUACCUUCUUGCUUGGAUGAACAGUCUAAUGUACUUUUGCAAGGGAACAAGCUUACAGGAUCUAUACCAAGUGCCCUUUUUAACUCAUCAUCUCUUAAGACAUUGGAUGUUAGAGAAAACAACCUUUCUGGCACCCUUCCUGUUGAAAUUAAUAUGCUUUCUAACUUAAGAAUACUUUUGUUGGGAGGCAACAAUUUUGGUGGUAUGAUUCCAAACCAAAUAUGUUUGCUAAAGAAAAUAGGCAUAAUGGAUCUUUCAAGGAACUCCUUUUCUGGGACAAUACCGGAUUGUUUUCACAAUAUUACCUUUGGGAAGAUAAAUGCUACUAAUCUUGCCUUUUCACAACCUGGUUUUUUUUCUCUAACAUGGUCUACCAAAUAAGCUUUAAUAUAUGAAAGUCUUCUAGUGAAAUAUAUUUGGGAAUCCUCUGUAGGAAUGCCAUAUGAUUAUAAUAAUCAUGUUGAGGUUCAGUUUGUAACGAAGUACAGAUCUAGCACCUACAAGGGUGGCAUCCUUGAUUACAUGUCUGGAUUGGAUUUGUCAUGCAACAGACUAACAGGUGGAAUCCCAGCGAAACUUGGACAACUAUCUUCAAUUAUUUCACUAAACUUGUCUCACAAUCAACUGAUAGGUUCGAUUCCGGAGACAUUUUCAAGUUUGGCAUCGAUAGAAAGCUUGGACCUUUCUCACAAUAGUUUGAGUGGAGAAAUUCCCUCGACACUGGUUGAUUUGAAUUUUAUGGAAAUAUUCAAUGUUUCAUACAAUAAUUUAUCUGGUAAGGUUCCUGAUAUGAAAUAUCAAUUUGGGACUUUUGAUAAGAGUAGCUACGAAGGAAAUCCAUUUCUUUGUGGACCACCGUUGGAGAAUUGCUAUACCACACCAGAUAAGUCAAAUCCAAAACCAAAAAAGCCUUCAAAAUGGUAUGAAGUAGAUCAUGUAGUCUUUUUUGCAAGCUUCUUAGUAUCUUACCUUAUUUUCUUUUUGUCGGUAGUUAGUAUCCUUUAUAUUAAUCCUUAUUGGAGGCAAAGGUGCUUCAAUUUGAUUGAGGAUCUCAUGUACUGGAGUUAUUUUACAGUUUUGAUACCCCUAAAAAGGUUGCCAAAUUGACUAUGUCGACAUUAGAUAUCUCGUGGUUUCAUGGACAACUUUAAAGGCUGUGAUGAUAGUUAGUUGUGUACUUGCAUAUGUAAUUGAUUAUCAAUACUGUUUGUUGUGCUCUAAUAUUAUGAAUCAAGGAACUCAAUUCCAGGCCUCUUUCUAUAGAAGACUGGUUUUAAUUGAAUUUUAUUUCC